GGCGACAUAAUUUGGCCACCUCAGCUGGCCCGACUCAGAAGCGCCUUGGUUGACAUUGUUGUUGUUGCAAGUAAGAAACUACUUUGUCGUUGAGUUCUGUUUUGGAUUUACAGUAGACUGCAACCUCUGGAUUAGCUCAAAGUCAGGAAAAAUUGGUCUAAUAAAGGUGGAGGUUUUCACAGUAUUUGUCAAGAGGGAGGACCAUUAUGGGACGAUGAAAGAAAUGUCUGCGAGGCCGCUCAAGGUUUGGCUGGACGUGUAAGGCAAGUUGAAGAGCCCCUCUCCCCCUUCCCCUUGGUCCAGUGGUCUUGUCGGGGAGGGCGGAUCCCCUGUUUUUUUUUCUUCUACCCUGAUGCCGCCCUGUAAAUUCAUGAUCACAUGACCUUGGAUAUGGACGCAGUCCUGUCCGACUUUGUCCGUUCCACUGGAGCCGAACCAGGACUAGCCAGAGACCUGCUAGAGGGGAAGAACUGGGAUCUCAACGCUGCCCUCAGUGACUUUGAACAGCUGCGACAAGUGCAUGCUGGGAACCUGUCAUACUCUUUUGCUGAGGAGAGGACGUACCCAGCCCCGGAGAAGGAGAUGGCCAGGGUGGGGCGGCCCCUUCUGCACCGUCAAGAGGAGGUGCUGCAAGGUGAGAACAAUGCCACAGAGAAGCGUCUAUCGAGAGGCAUCUCCCAUGCCAGCUCUACCAUCGUGUCCCUUGCGCGGUCACACGUCUCCAGUACGGGCAACUGUAGUAGUGAGCCCCUUCUGGACACGCCUCUGUGCACAUUCCAGCUGCCCGACCUCACCGUGUACCGGGACGACUUUCGCGGCUUCAUCGAGAGGGACCUCAUCGAGCAAUCUAUGAUGGUGGCCUUAGAGCACGCCGGCCGACUCAAUUGGUGGACACGGGUGGGACCUAACUGUCAGAGUCUAUUGCCAUUGGCGACGAGUGGGGACGGAAACUGCCUGUUACAUGCAGCGUCAUUGGGUAUGUGGGGCUUUCAUGACCGCGACCUGAUGCUGCGGAAGUCUCUGUAUGCACUGAUGGACCACGGCCAGGAGAGGGAGUCGCUGAGACGCAGGUGGAGGUGGCAGCAGACCAUGCAGAACAAAGAGUCUGGUCUGGUGUACACAGAGGAGGAGUGGCAGAAAGAGUGGAAUGAGCUGCUAAAACUGGCCUCCAGUGAACCUAGGAUACACUACAGCACCAAUGGCAGCAAUGGGACGGAGUCUUCAGAGGAGCCUGUGUACGAGAGUCUGGAGGAGUUCCACGUGUUCGUCCUGGCCCAUGUCCUGAGGAGGCCCAUAGUAGUGGUGGCAGACACCAUGCUCAGGGACUCUGGAGGAGAGGCUUUUGCCCCCAUCCCAUUUGGAGGGAUCUAUCUGCCCCUGGAGGUGCCAGCUGCCAAGUGCCAUCGCUCGCCCUUAGUGCUGGCGUACGACCAGGCCCACUUCUCUGCCCUCGUCUCCAUGGAGCAGAAGGACGGCUCGAAAGAGCAAGUUGUGAUCCCUCUCACUGACUCAGAACACAAAAUGCUGCCUGUACACUUUGCAGUGGAUCCUGGGAAGGACUGGGAAUGGGGCAAGGAUGACACGGACAAUGUCAUGUUGGCAAGUGUGACCCUGUCCCUGGAGGCAAAGCUCCAGCUGCUACACAGCUACAUGACUGUUACCUGGCUGCCCCUGCCCUGUGAGCAGGCACCUUUGGCUCAGCCCGAGUCCCCCACCGCCUCUGCAGGAGAGGACGCCCGCACCCCUCCCGACUCAGGAGAAUCCGACAAGGAGUCGGUCAGCAGCAGCUCCAACGGUGAUGCAAUGACGACUGCAGGGGCGGCCAGCGCAGGUGGAGGUGUGUCGACUAAGAACAGCUCCUCUUCCUCCAGCUCGUCCAGUAACAGCUCGGUAACAUUGACGACGGGUAUGGGGGGAAAGGAAAAGCCCAAGAAGGAGAAAGACAAAGACAAGAAGAGGGCUGACUCUGUGGCCAACAAGCUGGGCAGCUUCGGCAAGAGCCUGGGCAGCAAGCUUAAAAAGAACGUGGGCGGGCUGAUGACGGGGAAGAAUGCAGGAGGCAGCGGGGCCAAGCAGGAGGGCACAGAGAAGAAAGGUUCGCUGAGGGGGCGGAAGGGCAGCAAGGACAGCUCGCCUUCGGCCCACGCUUCUGAGGACUCUGGGAAGUGCUCGCCGUCGUCGGGAAGUGAGCGUCAGAAUGGCACGGGCGGCGGCAGCAGCGAGAGUGACCCGUAUAAGUACAGUGCCGACGUAAAGGCGAGCCUGGGCAUCCUGCGGGCGGCCAUGCAGGGCGAGAGGAAGUUCAUCUUCGCUGGCCUGCUCACCACCAGCAACCGCCAGCCCUUCCAGGAGGAGAUGAUCCAGCGCUAUCUGUCUGACGCUGAAGAGCGCUUCCGGGUAGAGCAGGAGCAGCAGCGGCGAGAGGCAGAGCGGAAAGGAAGCACCAACGGCGUCCAGCAGCCGAAGAAGGAGGCAACGGCAGGCACAGAGGUGGGCUACCGCACCUAUGAACCGAAAGAGGAGCCGGCUGAGAGCUCACCGCCCAACUUCAGCAACCUCAAGUCGUCCUCAUUCAACCCCUCACUCUACUCCGGCGUGGUGCCCAUCCCCCGGCCAACCUUCAUGGACCAGCCCCCCUCCCCGGCCCCGCUCACUCAGCACCCACACAUGCACGGCUACAUGGAGACGCGGCGCCAGCUUGCAGGCGGCUCCCCAGCCUCGUCUUAUCCCGGUCUGCCCUCCUACGCCACCCUCCCCCGCCACUGCCCCAUGGCGCAGGGCCCCCCUCACCCCCAGUACCACCCCCCGCAGGCACCCCUCAGCCCCUUUCGCCUCAUCCCCUCUUUCGCACCCUCAUACCUCCCCGAGCACGACCCUCCAGACUACCCCACCUCAGAGCCUGUAGGCGGGGGCUACACUAACGGAUUCCGGGACGUGCGCUCCGGCCUGGAUGUUCCUCGCAGCGGGCCUCUCCCGGUCAGGCACUACUCCCUGGGCAGCGCCGGAGGCCUGUCCAGCCGCUGCCGGACGCCCAGCUGCAACUACUACGGACACCCCGAGACGGGCAACUACUGCUCCUGCUGCUACCGAGAGGAGCUGAAGAGGGAGACGGAGCCAGCCAUCCACAGGUUCUGAACAGAUGGACUGACCAGAACUGGCUUUGUGGCCACCAACCACAAGGAAACUGAUGGAUGAGAUUUCUUGCUAUAGGACGAUACAGAGCCUGGCCCUCUCAUCGCAUCACUUCCUUCUCUAAAGGCAACACUGUGUGUUGAGAGCGUCCUGAACAGGAUCAGUACAGUGACUUCAGAGACUGGCGAGAAGGGGGCUGUGGCUGGCGGCCGCUGCGGCGAGCGUUAGACAAUAGGACUGUGCACAUCUCUUACAUUUGCUGUGGCUCUUAUGCAGUGUGUGUGUGUGUGUGUGUGUGUGUGUGUGUGUGUGUGUGUGUGUGUGUGUGUGUGUGUGUGUGUGUGUGUGUGUGUGUGUGUGUGUGUGUGUGUGAGAACUGCAGGCUCUCCUCCACUUUGUCCCCUCGUUGCCUUGCAACUGUCUCCUCCUGGUGGAGAGAAUGUAUACGGCAGGCGAUACACGCACACUGACAUUCACAUUACACACACAAACUAACACUGCACGAGCACAACCAGAAACUUCUUGAUUAUCACUCUUCUCCAUAUGUGGAGACGACCUAUAUUUGGCCCUGUAAAUUGGUGGUAUAUUAACAUAUGAAUCAGUCCUUCGAUGUCUUGUCUAUUCAACCAGAGGGUUAGAGAUGUAUGCAGACGAACUAGCCUAAGACAUUACUGUUACCGGGUGCUCAUGUAUGACUUGGGAAUGAACCGUGCUCUUUCCUGAUGAGUAGUUGGGUUUCUUUUGCGUUGGUCCUCGCUCUUGUAAUGCAAAUUGAAACUACAGUAUUAUGUUACAGUAUUUGCUGUUCUGUUUGCUUCAAUGGUGCUGCUAACAUUCCAGAAUGCAACAGGCCCCCUCUAUACAAGUUCAUCUCAAAUAUAAACAGGCAAACAGAUAGCCCUAUCCAUCCUUAAGAUGCCUUUUAUGGCAAAGUAGCCAUCCAAUCUAAAUUCACCACUGUGUCCAGAUAUCAGUCAAGUACAUUUUUAAACUUCUACCAUUUUUAGAUGUCUCCCAGUAUCAAUUAUAGAACAUACAUGGCGGAGUACUGCGGUAGAUAUUCCCGAAUGGCUAAUAUACAGUUUUUAGUAAGGUUGCUCGAAUCUUACUGUUCCUGGCUUGUUUUUGUCAUUUUAUAUCCAUCAUGAAAAUGAGGCAUUUCAAUAAUAUGCUGGUACGUUUAGGGUCAUCCAACACUACUAAACCGGCAUUCAAAACCAACUCCCCUCGCAUGUUCAGCUCAAGACCUCAAGGUAAUCAGUACAUGCUAAACUGAUGAACGUUCACAUUUUGAUUGAAAAAGACACUGUCCAUUGUAACAUUGUAACUGUCAAUUAGUCUCUGCUUCUCUUGUGGCUGAGAAAGGUAACAGGUAUUUUAUGGAAUCUUGUCCAUAGGGCUGUGUUACUUUAGCCUAAAUAUUCAAAACUUUUCAUGAAUACCUACUUAUGGCAAACCCCAAAUUCCUGACAUGGACACCCCAUUGAUACGAUUAAAAACAAGUUGGAUUGUUUAACCCAACUCCCCUUCAAGUCCUAAUUGAAGGCAUUGUGUUGAUUCCAAACAAGUGACUGACACCUGUCGCUUAACCUCUUUCUGCACAAAUUCAAGCACUUUCCUAAUGUCCGUAGAUAUUUUGUUACCGUUUUGAAGGUAUCUGACUGUUAUGUUGUCCUUAGGUCAUGUCAGAACUGUAGACACUGCCACCUCUACUUGCAGGAGGGCAGAUGCAUGGGCUAGAACCCCUUCGCUAAGGAUUCAGUUACCAUGGGAACAGCCUUUUGGUGCCAGUAUUGUGGUUUAACUCUAUUUCCUAGUUGCCUUUUUCAGUCUCUUGUCCUUGUGGCAUUACAAUCUUGUUUGUAUGUUUUACAAAAUGUGCAUCAGGUGUACAAUACUCGUUUUUGCUGCAGUUUCUCUUCUGGUAUUUUUGUACCCUACUCAGUGUAAAGCCCCUGUUUUUAAUUAUUUUCAUUUUGCACCCAGACAUGGAGUCAUUGUUCGAAGAUCAUAACAAAGUGAUUUAGAGAUCAAAUGUAAAAAAAAAAUAUAUAUAUAAAUAAUAAUUCUGGAGUUUGGAACAUAUCACAUUUUUUAGAUACCGUUUUGGUCUUGUGUUACACUCAAUGAUUUGCAGAUUAGGAAUUGAUUUGUUUUUCUCAUCACCAAUGUAUUAACACUUUCUCAUCCAAGCCGUGUUAUUACCAAUGAGCCAUGUAGAAUCAUGAGGAAGACCAAUCUUCCUGACUCUAUAAACUCUUUUCACUUGAAGCACAAUAGGGAGAGAAUAUCUGUAUGCAAUUCACUGCCUUACCCAAUGGAUGGCGCUCUUGUAUUUGUAUUCAAUGUUCCUGGAAGUUUCCAUGCCCUAAACCAAAAAUACAAAAGAGAACAAUUUAAGGGUACUAAGAUUUGAGUUUAUAAAAAUAAAAAAAUGAUUGCCAAGGUUGAGGGACUCUUCUCUCUCUUUUUAAGUAAUGUUUGUCUUUUGAGAGGUAGUUCAAACAUGCGGCUCAAAAUAGUCACCCUUUAAGGGAUGCUCCAUGACUUCGAGGUGGCAUGGGCAUCUUGAAUUGGAACCAACCAUUCCCCACAAAACCAUUAAGCUAUAUCCCAAACAAUAUUUCUGUGUGACGUGGGGUGUGUGCGUGUGUUUGUGCGCUUACGCUGUAUGAAACCAUUUUGCAACAAAAAAUUGCAGCUCAUAAGGCACAAACAGGUCAUCUUUAAUGAAAAGAUGAUGGCUAACUAAGAAACGGGUGUAUGCGAGCUGUCUCCUCUCCUUCCAAUGUAAUAAUAUUUGCUUACAUCAACAACAUUGGAUGGCUUACAGACAACAUCUUGAACAUUUGACUUAGACUGCAAACAUUUUUGUAUAAAAAACAAAUGACAGUGAGGUUGUAUAUGUUCAAGUUAUUUUUGUAAACCCAAUGUUUUACAAUGUUUUUAAAGAUAAUCUAUAUUGACGGAUACUAAAAUUAGUGGAAGAUAAGCUUGUAAUAGCCUGGGUGUAUGGAGGAGUCAGUAUUCACCAAAAUGGACAGUUUGGUUGUCAAGGUUGAUCACAAAAGAGCCUCCUAAACUCAAAGGUUUCUCAUUAGCAAAGUAGUUUCCUCCUUGCUGACCUGACGAUAUGAUUUGAGAAUAUAUAUUUAUAGUGAGAUUAUUUUUUUCAGAAGCUUCCUUUUGGAAUGUUUAGUUGAACUUUUAGUAUGUUCUUUCUUACGUGUCAAACAGACUGGCUUUUAUUUGUUUGUUUUUAUUUGAAUUUUAAGUGUUCAUUUAAAAAAAAAAAAUCUCACCACCAAUCCAUGCAAUGCUAACACAUUACAGCAAUGAUUCAAUACUUGAUUGUUGAUGUUUUCAACCUAUGCUCUUGCUGCAAUCCCUCUCUCGGAAUAAGAUGGCUUUGAAUUUGUAAUACUAAGUAACUGACCCAUUAUUUUUAUAUUGUACAUUUUCUCUCAUUUCUAUGGGACAGAAUAGUCAUCAGCAACAUGAACCUGGGAUACUUUAGUUGCAUGGGACUGGAACUGUUGCAUGUAAAUGACUAUCCGUUUAACCAAAUUUGUGCAUUAUUUUGAGCUGAUUUGAGCAGUCCUGGUUUUCUGACCUGUUUGUUUUAUCUUCAUCUUUUCAUGUUUGGAGAGGAGAGGCUGUGACAGUGCAAUCUGGAUGGAAAGAACAUCUGAUUUAAAUUUUUACAAAAAAAAAUGUUGCACUGUUUGAAUAAAUUCUCAUUGUAUUUCAACAUGAUGGCAAUCCCAAAAGUUUUA
This is a messenger RNA of Salvelinus fontinalis (brook trout), 6908 nucleotides long. Its product is annotated as OTU domain-containing protein 7B-like. Gene Ontology annotation, molecular function: DNA binding; K63-linked polyubiquitin modification-dependent protein binding; cysteine-type deubiquitinase activity. Lineage: Eukaryota; Metazoa; Chordata; Actinopteri; Salmoniformes; Salmonidae. The record is from RefSeq and is a predicted model, not a curated record. Gene Ontology annotation, biological process: protein deubiquitination involved in ubiquitin-dependent protein catabolic process; protein K11-linked deubiquitination; protein K63-linked deubiquitination. Bases 379 to 3135 code for a protein of 918 amino acids. The transcript has 12 exons. Gene Ontology annotation, cellular component: cytoplasm; nucleus.